Fusarium vanettenii 77-13-4 is the source of this 1239-nucleotide messenger RNA. RefSeq lists its product as uncharacterized. Gene Ontology annotation, biological process: epoxide metabolic process. The coding region runs from base 1 to 1239 and encodes 412 amino acids. NCBI's taxonomy places the organism in Eukaryota, Fungi, Ascomycota, Sordariomycetes, Hypocreales, Nectriaceae. The record is from RefSeq and is a predicted model, not a curated record. The transcript is spliced from 5 exons. Gene Ontology annotation, molecular function: epoxide hydrolase activity.
AUGUCGGGCGUUCUCGGCGCUCUUUUUGCUGCGGCGGCAGCCAAGUCUCUCCCGCCGAGCAGACCAGACAACUUUCAACUGCGCCCUUUCCAUAUCGAUCUCUCCCACAAUGUACCUCGAAUGAUCGAGUUGGUGCGCAACUAUCGGCUGCCUGAAAAGCCUGAGUAUCCCGGUGUCGGUUCAUCUAUGGGGAUUGAUUUGGAUGUCCUGAAGAGCCUACGGAAGCAAUGGUUGUCUGACUUUGAUUGGAAGACGGAGCAAGACAAUCUAAACAAACUUCACCACUACACCGCCAAAAUCGAAGGUCUCGAUAUCCAUUUCGUCCACCACAAGUCAAACGAUCCAAACGCGAUUCCCCUCCUCCUAAACCACGGAUGGCCCGGCUCGUUUCUUGAAUUUAUCCCAAUCAUCGAACGCCUCACUAAGAAAACAAAGACAUCUACUGGAAAGCCCGUGUCCUUCGACAUCAUAAUUCCCUCCCUUCCAGGCUACGCAUUUUCUUCCGCGCCGCCCGAAGGCUGGACAGUCGAAGAUACAGCUCGAGUUUUCAACACAUUGAUGACCAAAGUGCUCGGAUACAAGAAAUUUGCCGUUCAUGGGACUGAUCUUGGUGCUCCAAUUGCAUACCAUCUUUAUGACGCGUUCAAUACCACGACACGAGCAGCACACUUUGUCUUUAUGCCCUUCUAUCCCCUAACCCCAGACAAGCUUGUAGAGUGGAACAUCACAUUGUCGCCAGAGGAAGAGUUUACGGAGCAGAACUUUGUUCGCUGGGCUACGACUGAAGCGGGAUAUUUUCAGGAACACUCUUACCAGCCCAACACUAUUGGCCUGGCUCUCUAUGAUAACCCCGUAGGCCAGCUUGCAUGGAUAGGAGAGAAGUUUAUCAACUGGUCGGAUCCUAGCGCAGGCACCUCGCCAUCGAUGCUAGACCAUGCUGAGAUCCUUCGAAGCGUUUCACUGUACUAUCUCACCAAAUCUUUUGUAUCCUCGGUGUAUAUGUAUGCGCAAAACUUGAACGGCUUCAAAACAGAGUAUACAAAAGCCCGAACCGAUGCACCGAUGCUAUUUAGCACUUUCAAGUACAACGUCGGAUUUUGGCCAAAAGAGCUGCUGGAGAAGCUGGGAAAUCUCGUGCAAUACCGAUUUCAUGGUUUCGGUGGUCAUUUCCCUGGUGUGGACAAUCCGCCAGCACUCGUCGAGGACCUGCGCGAGAUUGGCACGUAUUGGCAGGGUUAG